CAUAGGCUCGCUGCGAACUAUCAAAAUGUGAGGAUGACCUAGUCCCUUAUGACGACAGUCUGGCGGUUGCAAUGAGUUCGUGCCCAUGCGUAACCGGUAGCACCACAAGCCUUCUUGUGCCCGACACGGAACGCGCAGCGUGCAGAAGGCAGCAGAUCUCCCUCCAGACCCAGAUGCGCAAACUGUCUUCUCGCGCCGAAGCUCAGGGUCGGAAGUUGCAUACGCCUUCUUAGCACCCGGCCCGUACUCGGGCGCGUGGUAUGGCCAACCUCAAUGUCUCGUUGGCGUCGGCGAUCAGCUCCGGAGGUGUCACAGCAGGCUUUCAGUGUCUAUAAAGCUGACUCCACCAGGCUCGGACCCGCAGUCUCACUCUUCAAGUUUCUCUUCCCAGCUGUAACGGCCUGUCUACUUCUCACGUCAUGUCGCACAACACGUUUGACAUCAUCAUCGCCGGUGGCGGAACCAGCGGCCUCAUUAUUGCCAGUAGGUUGGCCACUGCCGACCCGUCACUGAGCAUCUUGGUUGUAGAAGCCGGCGCACCGACACGCGAUGACCCUCAGCACAUUCAGCCAGUCCGGUAUCUUCAUCACCUCCGUCCGGACAGCACGACCGUCAAGUUCCACGUCGGCAGGGAGAGUGCUGCGCUAGGUGGUCGGGCUCCUGUAGUGCCGUGCGGCCAAUGCCUCGGCGGAGGUUCUAGCGUCAACUUCGCUAUGUACACUCGAGCGGCAGCCUCAGACUAUGAUGAUUGGACGACAGUGUAUGGGAACCCUGGCUGGAGCUCCACCGAGCUCCUCCCGCUUCUUCGAAAGUGCGAAACCUACGAGGUUGCGCCAGGAAAGCCCACGCACGGAUAUUCCGGCCCAUUGAAGGUUUCCUACGGGGGAGCUUUUAUGGAUAUUGGAAAGGAAUUUCUGGAGGUGGCCGCCGGGUACGACAAGGCACGAGGCCUCACGGACGAUGUUAACGGUCUGUUCGAGACCAACAAGUAUGGGGUGAGCUCUGUAUCAUGGAUCGACUCCAAGACCGGCGCUCGCUCAGACAUCCCGCACCAAUAUAUCUACCACCGGGACUUUCCAAAUUUACACAUUCUGACCGGGUACCAUGUCCAACGCGUAAUCGUCAAGGACGGACAAGCGACUGGUAUUGAGUAUAGCCCGAAUAAGCGUUAUCACUCGGAUGCCGGCCAAGGUGUCCUCUCGGCCAUAGCACGGCGACAGGUGGUCAUCUCCGCUGGGACUUUCGGGUCACCUGCGAUCCUAGAGCGAUCGGGCAUAGGCUCGAAGAGCGUGCUUGAGAAGGUCGGAAUCAUGCAGAUCGUUGACCUUCCUGGAGUGGGUGAGAAUUACCAAGAUCACCAGGUCCUCUUUGCCCCCUACGUAAUCGCGAAGGAGAAGGAUACAUUAGAUGGAAUUGCUAGCAGCAACGAGGCAGAACUUCAGAAGUGGGAUGCACAAUGGAAGAAGCAGGGAGAUGGGUUAAUGGCUCACAACGGUCUCGAUGCAGGUGGAAAGUUACGCCCGUCCAAGGACGACCUCGAUGUCCUUGGCGAGGUCUUUCGCAAGCGGUGGCUUGAGUACUAUGUCCCGGCACCCGACAAACCGGUGAUGUGGUUCGGCUUGCUUGCUCUCUACCUGGGAGAUCUCUCUAAGGUUCCUGUGGACAAAGCGUACUCUGUCGGUUGGUACCUCCAGCACCCUGCGUCCAUCGGUCGCCUGCACAUUACGUCUCGCGAUAACGUAGAGGCCCCACUCGACUUUCAUCCCGGGUACCUUGAUAGACCGGAAGACAUGGCAGUUCAUAAGUGGGGCUACAAAAUGUCGCGCGAGUUUGCCAGACGUAUGCCUUCCUAUCGUGGAGAAGUUCCUGGAGCGCAUCCUGCUUUCAGCGAGACAAGCUCAGUUGCUCCCCGACUGCACGAUAGUCCUGUCCCGAAUGCAACCCCAAGCUUGGUAUACACGGAAGAAGACGAGAAGGCCCUUGAGGACUGGAUUCGGAAGACUGUUGCAACUGCAUGGCAUUCGCUGGGAACGUGUGCUAUGAAAAGCCGCGAGAAGGGCGGAGUUGUGGACUCGAGGCUGAACGUUUAUGACGUGGACGGUCUGAAGGUCGCUGACAUGUCCAUCUGCCCAGGAAACGUCUCAGCAAAUACUUAUUCGACUGCCAUCCUGAUUGGCGAGAAAGCCGCUGUGCUCAUAGGACAAGAGUUAGGCAUCCAUAUUGACGACGGCUUGACUCCUCUGGCACGCUUGUGA
Molecule: messenger RNA, 2255 nt
Organism: Dichomitus squalens LYAD-421 SS1
Lineage: Eukaryota; Fungi; Basidiomycota; Agaricomycetes; Polyporales; Polyporaceae
Product: alcohol oxidase-like protein
Exons: 15
Coding region: 420-2255 (611 amino acids)
Molecular function (GO): flavin adenine dinucleotide binding; oxidoreductase activity, acting on CH-OH group of donors
Source: RefSeq, a predicted model, not a curated record